Messenger RNA from Tachysurus vachellii, 3097 nucleotides. It is a transcript of the gene esf1, whose product is annotated as ESF1, nucleolar pre-rRNA processing protein, homolog (S. cerevisiae). Gene Ontology annotation, biological process: rRNA processing. Lineage: Eukaryota; Metazoa; Chordata; Actinopteri; Siluriformes; Bagridae. The transcript has 14 exons. Gene Ontology annotation, cellular component: nucleus. The record is from RefSeq and is a predicted model, not a curated record. Gene Ontology annotation, molecular function: RNA binding. The coding region runs from base 124 to 2475 and encodes 783 amino acids.
GUGGCUUCUGGAAAUAGCGGAAGUUGUUCGCGCUUCACGGGAAACCACGUGUUUCGCUAGGAAAGUAACCCUGCGUGAUGUGUAAAUACUGAGGCGGUUUGUGUCUGUAAACAAAGCAGCAUCAUGUCAUCAAAGAAAGAGUCGAGCGCUGAUGAGCGCUUCGCCCGCGUCAAGAAGGACCCGCGCUUCUGGGAGAUGCCGGAUAUGGAGCAGAAAGUGCGCAUCGACAAGCGCUUCCAGUCCAUGUUCCACGACGAGCGCUUCAAGCUGAAGUACACGGUGGACAAACGCGGCCGUCCCGUCAACCACACGUCCACCGAGGACCUGAAACGUUUCUACAAACUUUCAGACUCGGAGCAGAGCGACACCGAGGCCGCACCGGACGAGCAGCAGGAGAAGAAGAAGAAGAAGAAAAAAAACGUGAAGGCACAAGCAAAGGUGGAUGAGCUUCAGGACAAAGAGAAGGAACUUGACAAGGGGGAGGAGCCUGUGUCUAAGAAAACCAUUAAGAAAAUGUCGUUAAAAUCUGAGCCAGUUAAAGGAGUGCAAGUUGUGGAAGAAGAUGAUGACGAUGACGUUGACAACGACGAUGAAGAAUACAGUGACACCGAUAAUGGAGAAGGUCUCUCUGAUGAUGAUGAUGAUGAUGUGGAAGUUGAAGAUGGUGAAGACGAUGAUGAAGACGAGAGUGAGUCGGAGGAUGACAGUGACAGCGGUCCUGACCUGGCCCGAGGAAAAGGUAACAUCGAGACGAGCUCCGAGGAUGAGGAUGAUGAUGAGGAGGAUCUCCUGCAGCAUGAGGAAGAGGAGAUAGAACAUGACUGGGGGGAGAUGUGGAAGGAUGCCCCAUGUGCCGAGCAGGUCAGUUCCAGGUUAGCAGUGUGUAACAUGAACUGGGACCGGAUUAAAGCUAAAGACCUUCUGGCUCUGUUCAGUUCCUUUAAACCUAACGGAGGAGUGGUGCUGUCCGUCACGAUCUACCUCUCAGAGUUCGGUAAAGAGAGGCUGAAGGUGGAGCAGACUCAGGGCCCUAUGGAGCUCACAAGCCUCCCAGACGACCCCGACGCAGACACCGAGGAUCAGAGGAUCUAUAGGGAGAAGGUGCGAGAUUAUCAGUUUAAGCGUCUGCGUUAUUACUACGCCGUGGUGGAGUGCGACUCGCCCGAAACUGCUGCCAAGAUCUACGAGGAGUGCGACGGCUUUGAGUACGAGAGCAGCUGCUCCACGCUGGACCUGCGGUUCAUCCCUGACGACAUGACGUUUGACGAUGAACCGAAAGACAAAGCGAUGGACGUGGAUUUGUCCACCUACAAACCCAAACUCUUCACCUCCACCGCCACCACUACAGCUAAGGUGGAGAUAACAUGGGACGAGACGGAUCACGAUCGCAUCACCACCCUCAGCAAGAAGUUUAACAAAGACGAGCUCCUCAACAUGGACUUCCAGGCCUACCUGGCUUCCUCCAGCGAGGAUGAGGAUGAGGACGAUGAGGUUGAGGCAGAAGAGGCGAAGCCGGUGAACCUUGCGACGGAGGAGAAGAAAGGAGGGAAGAAAGGCAAGAAGGAGGAAGAGCAGAUCGCUAAAUACCGUGAGCUCCUGCAGAACAUCCAGGAUAAAGAAAAGAAGGACAAGGACAAGGACAUGGAGCUGGAGAUCACGUGGGUGCCAGGAUUAAAGGAGAAUGCAGAAAAAUUGGUGAAGAAGAAGAUGGAGGGAAAAGACAAAAUGACUCCAUGGGAGGAGUUUCUAGAUAAGAAAAAGGGGAAAAAGAAGGAGAAGAUGAAAGGGCAGAAGGACGUCGAAGCCCAAGAACAGGCCGCGAUCAGCGACGACGAGCUUCCUCCUGACGUCGACAUGGACGACCCCUUCUUCUCUGAGGAGCUGGGAGGAUCUACAGGGACGGCCCAGAAAGUCAAGAAAUCGAAGAAAAACAAAAAGGGGGAGGAGCAACUAACAGCUGAUGAGGAGGCGGAGCUUGAGAAACGGAAGGCUGAAAUGGCUCUCCUGAUGGACGACGAUGAAGACGAGAAGCACCGCCAUUUCAACUACGAUCAGAUCGUGGAGCAGCAGAACCUGAGUAAGAAGAAGAGGAAGAAGCUCCUGAAGAGCAACACGCUGCCAGAGGAGGACAACUUCAAGGUGGAUUUACAGGACCCGCGCUUCCAGGCCAUGUUCACAUCCCACUUGUACAACCUGGACCCCUCGGACCCGGCCUACAAGACGACCAAAGGCACUCGGAGCAUCCUGGAGGAGAAGCAGAGGCGGCGAGAGGAGCAGCAGCGAUGUCAGCAAGAGGCACACAAGAGCCAGGAGAAACCCAGCAACAAAUCAGAGGAGAAAGAGAGCACAGGUAUCGGGGCGACGACGACAGAACCGACGUCGGCCGCCCUGGACCCGAGUCUGUCUUUACUUAUCAAAUCUGUGAAGAAAAAGACUGAGCAGUUCCACGCUCGCAAGAAACAGAGGAUGAAAUAGAUCAAGGACAUUGUGAUUUGUGUUUUAGUGUGUGAACUGAACUCAUUUAUACAAUUUCUGAUGUACAGUUGUUUUGUACGAGAGACGUUACGAUUUAACAAAACUAUCCCAUCAAACAUUAAGGUCGUCUGAGGUCUGAAACACAGCCGUAGGAACCGUGAGGCUGAUAUAAAUGGCUGUUAUGGCAAAGUUAUUUAUUUAUUUUUUUGCCAGCUUUACAUCGAAAACGAAAGAUCUGAACAAAACUCAGACGCUUCUGAUAUUAGCAUGUUUGUGGAUGUUUAAAAAGUUGUUAGCGUUCUUGUUCUUGGAUGACUGGAGCAGAACCCACUGUGGUCUUCUGCUCCUGUAGCCCCUCCGCAUGGUGGUUUGAUGCGUCGUGCCUCUUGAGAUGCUUUAAUGCUCACCACGGUCGUAAAGCGUGACCAGUCAGGUUACUGUAUAUACACCGCAAUAACACAGCUCUCAUCUCGAAGGUUUUUUAGAAGGUCAGCCGACAUCGUUAAGAAUCCGACACAUUUAAAGAAGCUGUCUUUCUGUCCUUGUCACAGAUGCCAUGCAGAGACUUUCGAGCGAUGCUGUAAAACAUCAUUAAAUCAACAAUAAUGACAGUAUCCACAAA